AUGCCAUCAACAAGUGAAAUUGAAGACCCUCUGAUUAAUGAUGGAGAAAUGAAAGAAGACAAACCAGUGAAACAAAAAUGGUUAUGGUCAUUAUAUACAAUAUUAACAGUAAUGUCAUUAAUAACAUUGGCAUUGACUGUUACUACAUUAAUUAUUUUAUCCACAAAAUUAGGAGAAAUUAAUUAUACUGUGGUUAAUAGUCCAAGUUUACCUUCAGCAUAUGUUAUUCCUGAAAAUAGAAUCACUCCAGUUAAAGGACAAUUAGCUAGAGGUACAUGUUGGAUAUUUGCAACAAUCAGUUUAAUUGAGUCAUCAUUACGUAAGAUUGCAAUAGAAAAUGGAUCAAUUAGACCAAAUGAAUAUAUUGCAUUAAGUGAACAAGCAUAUGGUAAAUUAAUGUUACAAUUAUGUAAUGGAACAUAUGAAGCAGUUCCUGAUGAUAUUAAAACAUUUUGUGAAGAUGGAGGAAUGGGAAAAGGAAAAACUGAUGAUGGAGAGAUUGAAUGGGUGUAUUAUUUUAGAAAAUAUAAUUCCGAAUUCUUUUAUCCUAAUGAAGUUUGUCCAUAUACUGUUCGUAGAGGAAAAGGAGAUUGGGAAUGUGAUGGAGUUGAUUUAAAGAAUCCAACAAAACAUUCACCAUUUAAUAUUCAAGUUAAUAGUUUAAAAAGUAAAUAUACUCCUCAAAGUAUUAAAGAAAUGAUUUAUGAUACUCAAGGACCUGUUGGAUGGGGUCAUGCCACGUUAGGAAGAACAUAUUUAUAUCCAUGUGAUUCGAAAUCACCAUUCAUAAAUAAUGAAGAUUGUAUGUUACAUAAAUAUCCAUGUGAAAAUGGAUUUUGUAGUAAAGUAUCAACAUUAAGUUUUGGAUAUGAUGGUAUUUUUAAAUUACAAGGAGAACCAACAAAUAGAGGAGGACAUGCAAUGAAUAUUGUUGGAUGGAAUGAUGAUUAUCUUGGAGGAGGAUUUAUCAUUAAAAAUUCAUGGACAUUACAAUCAGGACAUUCUAUGGGAUAUUUUAUGGGUAAUCAUUCAUUAUUUAAUGAAGAUCAAAUAUGUCCAACAUAUAAUUCAAUAAAUAAAUGGAUUCCAAUGAAUUAUGAAUGUUUUAAAACGAAUCAAGAUAGUGAAAUGUGUCCAAAUAUCACACGUACCUUUGUUGGAAUUGCUAAUCAUGGAGCAACAGUACUUGUUUGUGCAGGAGCUAAUUCAAUUACAGAAACAACAAAAUUAAGAGCAAAUGAUUAUGGAUAUGAACCAUGUGGAAAUGAUGAAGGAAGAAGUUAUUAUUAUGCACUUGAAAUGACUCAUGAAACUGAUGGGUCAUCAUAUAAACCAUAUGUAGAAUAUCCUAAAGGAUCAGAUGGAUAUGCUAUUUUCCAUCUGUUAAGAUGGACACAAGGUAAUGAAGCAAAUGUAGAAAGAGUUCAAACAAAUUAUACAACAUGGCAAUUUAUGGAAAGAUUAUUUACUCCAAAAGAUUUGUCUAAUUUCUUAAAUACAGAACAUUGUGGGUAUUAUUUUAUGUCAUAUGACACAUUCUUAGAACAUGAUUUAAGACAUCCAAUUGGAGGACAUGAUACUUAUGUGUUUUCAUCUGUUGAUAUUAAAUUUGAUCAUUCAAAGUUUAAUGAUAAAGAAUUAUUUAAGAAUUCUACGUUAGAAUAUCAAUUACCAGUUUUCUCUGGUUCUCUUGAUUUCAAUUGA
Molecule: messenger RNA, 1704 nt
Organism: Entamoeba histolytica HM-1:IMSS
Lineage: Eukaryota; Evosea; Mastigamoebida; Endamoebidae
Exons: 1
Coding region: 1-1704 (567 amino acids)
Source: RefSeq, a predicted model, not a curated record